Cyprinodon variegatus (sheepshead minnow) is the source of this 422-nucleotide messenger RNA. RefSeq names its product sphingosine-1-phosphate phosphatase 2-like. The record is from RefSeq and is a predicted model, not a curated record. NCBI's taxonomy places the organism in Eukaryota, Metazoa, Chordata, Actinopteri, Cyprinodontiformes, Cyprinodontidae. The transcript has 3 exons. The coding region runs from base 36 to 404 and encodes 122 amino acids.
UCCUCAUCGCUCAGACACUUCCUGCUCCGGCGGACAUGCAGCAGCUGCUGGAGCUCCUCCAGGACCCGGAGCUGGUGGCCCGGUUCCAGAGACGAUGCGGCCUCCAUCUGCUGCAGGAGCCGAACCGCGGGAGCCGAACCGCGAACGGAGAGAAACCCCGCGGGAAGCUGCAGGGAAGCUGGAACAACCAGGACAGAAACUCCAACUAUACAUACAACCAGAACCCAAGUCCUGCUCAGGACUGCAGGAAGCCUGGGUUUGAGGUGAGGAACCGGCUGCUCUACUUCCUCUUCCUCAUAUCGGCCGGUCUAGGACACGAAGUCUUUUACAUCACCUGCCUGCCCUGCAUCCACUGGAAUCUGGAUCCGUUCCUCUGCCGCCGCCUCGUCAACAUGUGGACCUGACCCGUCUCUGACACCGCC